Messenger RNA from Cadophora gregata, 975 nucleotides. It is a transcript of the gene PP1, whose product is annotated as Serine/threonine-protein phosphatase pp1. The record is from RefSeq and is a predicted model, not a curated record. Gene Ontology annotation, cellular component: cytoplasm; nucleus. The transcript has 4 exons. Gene Ontology annotation, molecular function: protein serine/threonine phosphatase activity. The coding region runs from base 1 to 975 and encodes 324 amino acids. Lineage: Eukaryota; Fungi; Ascomycota; Leotiomycetes; Helotiales; Ploettnerulaceae.
AUGGCGGACCAGAACGAUGUAGAUCUCGAUUCCAUCAUCGAUAGACUGCUGGAAGUUAGAGGCAGCCGACCAGGCAAACAAGUUCAGCUCCUGGAAGCCGAGAUCCGUUAUCUAUGCACAAAGGCCCGCGAGAUCUUCAUUUCUCAACCUAUCCUUCUCGAGCUUGAGGCUCCCAUCAAGAUCUGCGGUGAUAUCCACGGUCAAUACUACGAUCUGCUCCGUCUGUUUGAGUAUGGCGGCUUCCCACCAGAGGCAAACUACCUUUUCCUUGGAGACUAUGUCGAUCGAGGCAAGCAAUCUCUCGAGACAAUCUGCUUGCUCCUGGCCUAUAAGAUCAAGUACCCUGAAAAUUUCUUCAUUCUCCGCGGCAACCACGAAUGCGCCUCAAUCAACCGAAUCUAUGGCUUCUAUGACGAAUGCAAGAGACGGUACAAUAUCAAGCUGUGGAAGACCUUCACCGAUUGCUUCAACUGCCUCCCCAUCGCAGCAAUCAUCGAUGAGAAGAUCUUCACAAUGCAUGGUGGUUUGAGCCCUGACUUGAACUCUAUGGAGCAAAUCCGUCGGGUCAUGCGCCCAACCGAUAUCCCUGAUUGCGGUCUUCUCUGUGAUCUUCUCUGGUCUGAUCCAGACAAGGACAUCACUGGCUGGAGCGAAAACGAUCGCGGUGUCUCCUUCACCUUCGGUCCAGAUGUCGUAUCUAGGUUCCUACAAAAGCAUGAUAUGGACUUGAUAUGCCGUGCUCAUCAGGUCGUCGAAGAUGGUUAUGAGUUUUUCUCAAAGCGGCAGUUGGUAACACUUUUCAGUGCCCCCAAUUACUGUGGAGAGUUUGACAAUGCCGGAGCAAUGAUGAGUGUGGAUGAGAGCCUGUUAUGUUCGUUCCAGAUCUUGAAGCCAGCGGAGAAGAAACAAAAGUACGUUUACGGUGGUCUUGGUGCCAGCAGGCCCGUCACUCCUCCGAGGAAACCCAAGCAUUAG